AUGAAGAGCCUUGGUGGUAAAUUUUCUUGUGAUGUUGCUCUCAUGAAGCCCUCAGCUGAAGUGCCACAGGAUGCUAACCAUGUUCGUCCUGCAGAUAUAAGACACAUUGGUGCCAUGGGCGAUUCGUUUGCUAUUGGUUUGCACUCAACAAACUACGACGGCGAAAUGGCAGAUAUCUUUCCGGGUAACUCAUUUUUUACCGGAGCAGAUGAGUCUCUAUCGCAACACGUUACUAUUGCAAACAUAUUACGAGAACUUAAUCCCCAAAUAGGAGGAGUCUCUUACGGAAAAGGAAGUGCAAAGGCCAGUUUCAACGUUGCAGUACCGUGGACGAACAGUGAGGAUUUACCACGUCAAGCGGAGGAUCUGGUCAACCGCAUAAAGAUGAAAGGGAGAAUGGUGUGGAUGUACGAAUGGAAGUUGAUUGCAAUUUUCACGGGAAUUCACGAUUUAGGAUUUCUCAGUUGUCAUGAUGAUAGAACACAGGAACCUACGCCAGCUUGGCAGUACAAGACAAACAUUGAAAAUGCUAUUGGCAUAUUACGCGCUGCUCUAAACAGAACAAUCGUGGUCCUUAUUCCGAUUUUAACCCCUCGAGUUCUCAUUGGAGCUGAGUACAUGAUUGAUAGAAUACCGAAGCCGUGCUGGCUCGGAAAUGUUAUUCGUGAUCAUCGGGAUUACCAUGUGUGGGAUUUAAAUAAGAUGCUGAAGAAAAUUCAAUACGAACGGAAGUUUGAAUGUAGUGGUUUUGCUGUGGUUUUGCAAGAUUUUGUGGAUAAUGUACUGGAUCCUGUGCUAAAUAGGAAUGAAGAAGAUCAGGAGAUAUUCUACGCGCAUGACCUGUUCCAUCUUAGCAAAUAUGGGAACGCGGUAUUUGCAACUCACCUUUGGAAUUCCUUGUUAGAUCCUGUCGGAAGUGCAGCAACAAAUUUUUCGGAUACAACAGUUACUUUAAAGUGCCCUUCAGAGUUAGCUCUGAAACGACUGAGGAUGUCUGUGGUAUUCUGGAAAGGCGUGAAAAUUUUGCCGCGGGUGCUUCUUGUAUUCUUUGCUACCAUCAUAUUGGUCAAGCGGCAUCAGACUAGACCUCCUAAAUCACAUGGUGUGUAUCUUACUUGUGACUACGAAGUGAUGCUUCCGUCUAAAGUGAUACCUCGCUUCGUCGACAAUGUCCGUCCUGCCGAUAUAAAAGCUAUUGGAGCAAUGGGAGACUCUUUACUGUGGAGGAGUUUGGAUCAACGUCGUCAAGAUACGCUUUUGCACGGUUGCGGAAUCGCAGAGAACUCAAACUCUCGAUCGAGUGGAGUGCUCACACACCUACGGACCGCAGAGAACCACAACAAGAACGCGUUUUAUGAUGACCUCAAUACGUUGAUAUCCAAGAUAUCGAGCCAGCGGGCGGUAAUCGUUGGAAUCGAUUCGAAUACAAAGAUGGGACUUGAGCAACAAUCCGAUGUGCUUGGAAAAUGGUUCUAUCCCAUCCAGCAAACAUCUGACAACGGGAAUCGUCUGAUAGACCUUUGCGAGCAGACGAAUCUCAUCAUUGCAUCACUGCAUCCAAGAGGAAUCAUCGACACCAUCAGCUUACGUGGCAAGCGACAACCGCGAAGAACGCCAGAAGAGCAGCGAAGGCGGAAGAUGUCGACUCUUAAGCUUCAACUCGAUUGGGUUCUGACGAAGAACAUUUCUCUGUCGCACACAUAA
Messenger RNA from Necator americanus (New World hookworm), 1704 nucleotides. RefSeq lists its product as uncharacterized. The transcript is spliced from 11 exons. Gene Ontology annotation, molecular function: glycerophospholipase activity. The record is from RefSeq and is a predicted model, not a curated record. Bases 1 to 1704 code for a protein of 567 amino acids. Lineage: Eukaryota; Metazoa; Nematoda; Chromadorea; Rhabditida; Ancylostomatidae. Gene Ontology annotation, biological process: phospholipid metabolic process.